AUAUCUAACUUGUUUCUUAUUUUAGAUAUUUUUAGCUCGCGCAGCCAACUUCACGUCGAUGCCAAAGUCAAAAUAACGCGCAAAAUUGCUAUUUUUACAAUUUGAUAAGGUUUUCAAUUUAAGCUGAUUUUUAUUAGAAGUUAAAGAAACCGCACGCCACAAUGUCGCACCUUAUGCCUCGGCGGACCAGUGAGUUCCGCGACAAUGUUCUGGAGGACAACAGCGUUGCCGACAGACGUCAACAAAGAUCCACAAUGCGCGGCGGAGUCACUCCGACUCCCAAAUCCACCAAGACUUCGAACCUGCGGCCUUCGCAGAGCCGUAUUUCGCAGCCCCUGUGCUUGGAGCGGGAUCGGGCCAGCCAGAUGAUCGGGACUCCCAAUCACAAUCACCGGCGCCCCAUGUUCUCCUCCGUGGAGCGUCCGGUGGCCCUCCACUCGGACAAGAAGUGGGUGGCAGAGAGGUCGCAGCAGAUUUUCGAAUACCUGCGCGACGUGUCGAGCAACCCAACCCACAGUCUGGACAUCAGCAGGAUCAACAGUCUGCGGCAAAUGACCAUCAAAGAGUUUGUGGGCAUAAUUAACCACUUCUUCCACCAAAUCUUUGGUAAUCGGGUGACCGUUGGCCAGAAUCAUGUAGAGGACAUAAUAGGCGCCAUGCAGCGGCUGAAUUAUCCUCAUCAGAUGGGCAAAUCGUGGCUCAUGUCGCCAACUACUCAGCACUCAUUCGGUCAUGUCAUCGUUUUACUCGACUUCCUCAUAGACUUUGCGCCAUCCUCGGAGGAGCCGGCAAAUGAGUUUCUAUUCACUGACACCUCGGAGCAGCCUAGCUCUUAUCAGCACAGCGUGGCCAGCGAGUCGAUGGCCGUCAUGUCCACCACGCAAUCGCAUCAGGCGCUGCAGCUGGACGAGGAGCUAAACGCCCUGCUCUUUGCCGCCUGCCGGCAGUGCAACGUUUUGUGGGAUCAGGAGCACAUCGAGGAGGAGGACAAGCUGAAGGCAAAGACCAGCGAGCUGGUACUAUCCAAGAAGUACGAUCUGGAGAACCUGCAAGCACUGAAUCAGGAGAUCGAUGGCCUAAGGGUGAAGAAUCAGAGGCUGGAGGAGCAGCUGAGCAGCGAUAACGAGAAGAUUCACCAACUGAAGCAGCUCACCCAGGAGCAGAAUCGUUUGGCUAAGACCCUGGCUGCCACCCAAAAGGAAUUAUCCCACCAAAUGGAGCACAACGCCAAGGUAUCCGCCAAGGCCAACGAGAAGCAAGUGGAUUUGGAGCGCCAGGUGGAAUACGAGCGACGCCUGCAGCAUAAGGUGAAGAACCAAAAGUACAACGUACAGCAGCUGCAGGAUCUGCAGACGCACUCCAACGACCUGCUGAGCCACUCCAAGGUGUACGAACGCCAGGUGAAGAACGUGUCGGACAUGGAGCUCAACCAGCAGGUUAUGCUGGCUCGGGCCAAGCAAAAGCAACUGGACUCGGUGGAGGCCUACAACUCGGAUGUCCACAAACUGACCAUGGACUCUGUAAUCUGCCAGCUGAAGCGAGACGGUGGUCAACAGUUGAACCUAGCGCUGCCGCUGCAACCCACACUGGCGGACAUCGGCGAACAUGUCCAGUGUUUGGAGGUGCUGGGCAAGCUGCUGCAGCACCAGCGCCGCCUCAACGACGAGCGACGGCAGCAGCUGGAGCAGCAGAAGGAAGCUUUAGCGGGCGAGGAAAUCAAGCUGUACGCCCUAGUCGGAACUUUAAAUUCGGAGCUGGCCGCUUUAAAGCAGCACCGCUCCAACUUGGAGGCCAGCCACAAGGCCAAGCUGGACGCCAUGCUGCAGCAUCAGCAGCAGCUGCUGGAAACGGAUUUCGAACUGAGGGUCCAGCUGGAGGAGCAGCAGAAGAUGUGCGAGACAUUAUUGCAGAAGCUGACGGAUUUGGAGACACGGAAUGAAGAGAUCAUGUCCUCCGCUGAACGGUAUCAGGAGGAGGACCUGCAGGCUCGAAAUACCCGGUGUGACGAGAUCGAGAAAAAACUGGAGGAAGCUGAAGAGGAGCUGGAGGCCUUCACUGCUACGCUGGCCACCAAUAAGGCUAAGCUGGAGUUGGCCAAGGAGGAGCUGGACUCAUUCCCGAUGCCGUCGUUUGAGCCAGUGAUGGAAGCAAUUAAUAAGCUUUGUUUUUAGGCAAAUAGUGUAGGUUGAUGGUUUGGUUUUUAUUUUUAAUAAACAAAAUAUUUAUUUUU
This is a messenger RNA of Drosophila serrata, 2230 nucleotides long. It is a transcript of the gene Ndc80, whose product is annotated as kinetochore protein Ndc80. Gene Ontology annotation, cellular component: Ndc80 complex. The record is from RefSeq and is a predicted model, not a curated record. Gene Ontology annotation, biological process: attachment of mitotic spindle microtubules to kinetochore. Lineage: Eukaryota; Metazoa; Arthropoda; Insecta; Diptera; Drosophilidae.